Babesia ovata is the source of this 711-nucleotide messenger RNA. Its product is annotated as Glycosyl transferases group 1, putative. The transcript has a single exon. The record is from RefSeq and is a predicted model, not a curated record. Bases 1 to 711 code for a protein of 236 amino acids. Lineage: Eukaryota; Apicomplexa; Aconoidasida; Piroplasmida; Babesiidae.
AUGACGUCUGCUCGCUACCGUGGACGGCGAAAUGUUGCCUUUGUAUUCUGGAUUUCCAUAACUGCAAUAACCGGCGUAUUUGCGACUAUUCCAGGUGACUGUGACCAUUCUUACAGUGUGUCGUCACAGGACAAGGGCUUUGCAUUCUAUGCCGAUAAUCCGGAUUGUUACAGGAAUGUCAAGCUCUUCCCAAUCCUAUCUAGGCAUGUUGAGCAAAUUGCUAAAGAUUUGUCUGUCAUCUCAUCAGCAAUACCCGAAUCUAAAUAUUCGCCCGAAAAUAAAGAAGCAGUGGAAGAAGAGUGUCAUCAACUUAUGACUUAUUUUGAAAGCAUGAAAUUUGACGCUAAGGAGUACGUGGAGCUAGGAAAGAUGUUUGAUGAGCGCCGUGCCAUAAUCAGAGAACUUCAAAAAGAAGAUAUAACACCAUUGAGGUCGGCGGAACUUGAUGAAGCUAUGGCAAAUCUAGAAUACAAGUUUGAGGGUAAGGAGCCGUUCGCAUCCAACAUACUAGAAUUUGACAUUGUUGGACAUUAUAUAAUCAAGAUAGAAGAAGCGGAAGAGUUCGUUCGUAAACACAAGAUUCAUACACAACCUGCGUGCAAAUCUGUGAAACGUGCACGCAGCUAUGCAUCAAAGGGUAAGAGGCGCGCUGUCUCUCAGGUCUUCGAACAACCCCCAUGGGUGAUACAGGAACGGUGCCGUCAAAGUUAG